AACGAGCUGAGAUCGGUACUGACUUAUCGAACUUCAGAGCAGUCAUCUAUGCACGGCGGACGACCCCGCUUGAGGCAUCCUUUACGUUAUUCGUAUCGCAACCGACGCGAAUCAAAUGUCGAAAGACCACGACGACUACGACUAUCUAUUUAAAGUAGUCUUGAUCGGUGAUUCCGGUGUCGGAAAGUCCAAUUUGCUGUCACGCUUUACGCGAAAUGAAUUCUGCUCGGAGUCGAAGUCAACCAUCGGCGUAGAGUUCGCAACGCGAUGCAUCGAGGUAUGCUUGGAAGGCAAAACGGUCAAAGCACAAAUAUGGGACACAGCUGGCCAAGAAAGGUAUAGGGCCAUAACGAGCGCGUACUACAGAGGGGCAGUUGGCGCACUCCUUGUCUAUGACAUCACCAAGUCAGAGUCCUACGACAAUGUCCAAAAAUGGUUGAAGGAGCUCAGGGAUCAUGCAGACUCAAAUAUCGUGAUAACGCUCGUUGGAAACAAAACGGAUUUAAAGCAUCUGCGAUCCGUGCAGGCCGAAAGUGCGGCCGAGUUCUCUUCCAUUGAAGGUUUGUCAUUUGUCGAGACAUCGGCGUGCGAGUCUACAAAUGUCGACGUCGCCUUCAAGAAGAAUUUGACUGAUGUAUAUCACAUCAUUUCAAAGAAAUCUUGUUCAAGCGCAGAGGUCGAUGACAAGAAUGGCGGCGCUGGAAUAAUAGAAGUAAAAGCCAUCAGUGAAAGCUCUAAAAAGAAUCCCUCGAAGUGUUGCAACGUUUGACCAUUCAGAUGCUGCGAGACACUAUGAUCUCGUGGUCCAUUAUUGAUGCAACAUUGACUCGAAGAAAGUCACCUACUUCUUUUAGUUGAGCAGAGACAGGCGGCGACGAGCAAAUCACUUCGAUUUCAAUAUAAAGUCGUGAAUAAAUUGUAGUGCUACUCGUCUUCACGCGU
Molecule: messenger RNA, 942 nt
Organism: Micromonas commoda
Lineage: Eukaryota; Viridiplantae; Chlorophyta; Mamiellophyceae; Mamiellales; Mamiellaceae
Gene: RAB11
Product: small GTPase from the rab subfamily
Exons: 6
Coding region: 116-769 (217 amino acids)
Cellular component (GO): endosome
Molecular function (GO): GTPase activity; GTP binding
Source: RefSeq, a predicted model, not a curated record